Molecule: messenger RNA, 1635 nt
Organism: Vittaforma corneae ATCC 50505
Lineage: Eukaryota; Fungi; Microsporidia; Nosematidae
Exons: 1
Coding region: 1-1635 (544 amino acids)
Source: RefSeq, a predicted model, not a curated record
AUGAUUGGUAUAUUAUUUUUGAUUAUAGGUAGCGGAACAAUGCUAGAACAGGGAUGUCUUGCCAAUGCACAAAACUGUGGAAUGCUACAGCAGCCAACAUAUCCCCAAUCGGGGAUUUUUAAUUCGAUGCUUUCAUCCGCCAGCUAUCCAAUAUUGAAGGAUAGAAGGUGUGACCAGGGAAGAUGCAUGGCGUAUUUAUUCAAAGACGAGUGUGAUAUUUGUGACAGCAAAGAAUGCAUGAAGCAGUGUACAAAGAAGAGGAGAAACGAGGAAGAUCUGAUAGAAUUUAUAAAAAACUAUGCAGAAAGCAGCAAAAACAAUGCUAAGUUUGACUUUAUUAAUGGAGAUCCAAAUGGAUACUUGAAAAAUAUCAAGACAGUAACGGUUGUUGAUAAAUCCUAUACUGGUAGCUCAGAAGAUCCGAAGAUUGUGACAGUCACGAUGAAUGAGGUUAAGACAGUAACGGUUGAUUCAACAGCAAGUGUAUCAAAUGAGAAAGACUGUAAGAAAAAGAAUAAAAAGACAAAAGAAGAGUCGUCAUCUUCAUGCGAGGAGAACAAAGAGGCUUCCAAGAAAAGAAAGAGCGGGGAUGACCGAAAAAGAAAAGAUAGAUGCGAGGAAUGCCGAUCAGACGACAAAAAGAGAAAAGAUGAGUGCGAGGAAUGUAUUGAAGAUAAGUGUGAAGAGUGUCUUGAUAAUAGCACAGAAAUUAAUACAAAGCAUAAAAGGAAAAAAGAUAAGAAAAAGAAUCCACCUUUCAUUUUACCUUCUUUAUACACGCAAUCCUCUAACUUAUUAAGCGAGUCGUUAUCAAAGGACGUAACCGUCACAAGAAUCCUUGAAAAGAUAAAGACAGUUGAAAAGCCAAUAACACUUUUCAGGGAACUGACAACAACAAUAACAAAGGAGAAACCAAUCAUAAACUAUAAAGUUACAACAUUUACCGAUGUUUCAACGAAGAUGGAGAGUGUGACUGUUACAGCCACUAAGACAGUUGCAAUCAACAGCCUUCCCCAAAAUGAUAUUGACGAGUAUUCCUCGACUCAAAGAACAGUGUUACCGCCAGCAUCUGACACCAGUAGAAGUGCCACUAAUGAUAACCCACUAGAUGGAAGAAUAUUAACGGUUAUUAAGACAGUGCAGGCCACAUCCAGCAUUGAGCCGUCUAAAGCUAGUAUUUCUAUUAUUACCGUCACUGCCACUCCUGAAACAAGAGAAGCGCCUGCUCAAUCUACUACAUGCCUUGAUAUUCCAACUGUAUUAUCAACAAUAACAAUAGGAUCUUCUAUUCAGACAGUAUCCAAGUCCUUCUCAGUGUCCAGGGCCGUAGCCAAAGGCUGUGAGGUAACGACGGAUAUGCAACGUGCAAAGCAUAAAACAGUAUGUAGAUUUAUAAAUGUUCCCAAAAACUUUAUAAGGAGAAAAAUAGACCCAAGUGGCCAAAUGGGAACAAAUAUGGCACGAGAAGGUAUGCCUGAAACUGGAGCAGACAAAAAUUUGGGAUUAGAGCAAAACGCAGGAUUGCAGAGAAAUAGAAAAGGUAAGAGAAGAACGGUUAUUAGGACGUUUUACAAGACCGAAGAACCACAGGAAGAGAAUGAAAGUGUUGUUACUACAACAGUUUAUGUGAGAUAA